Messenger RNA from Exophiala mesophila, 2949 nucleotides. RefSeq lists its product as uncharacterized. Gene Ontology annotation, molecular function: GTPase activity; microtubule binding; GTP binding. The record is from RefSeq and is a predicted model, not a curated record. The transcript is spliced from 5 exons. Gene Ontology annotation, cellular component: microtubule; peroxisome; cytoplasm. NCBI's taxonomy places the organism in Eukaryota, Fungi, Ascomycota, Eurotiomycetes, Chaetothyriales, Herpotrichiellaceae. Gene Ontology annotation, biological process: peroxisome organization. Bases 189 to 2318 code for a protein of 709 amino acids.
CUUCCAUCUUCUCGUCAACAACAUUACUUUCCCACACAACCAACACCACCACCCACACCCAUCUCACACCCUACAUUCUAUACGCCAAUACCGUCAAUCUCGCCCUCCAGUUGUAUCCAUCCAUCACUUCCGGUUCUGGCAUUUCCUCUCUCUUCCCCCAUCCCCUUCCUCUGACCUUCGCUCCAGCUAUGGCUGCGGCAUCGCCGGUCGCCGGUGGUUAUUCCAUCAAUGUCAAUGACCCAACCCUCAUCUCUCUUGUCAACAGAUUGCAAGAUGUCUUCACAACUGUCGGAGUCCAAAACCCUAUAGAUCUUCCUCAAAUCGUCGUUGUUGGCUCACAGUCCAGCGGCAAAUCUUCUGUCCUGGAAAACAUCGUCGGGAGAGACUUCCUCCCUCGUGGUGCCGGUAUCGUGACACGACGGCCGCUCGUCCUUCAGCUCAUCAACAGACCUUCUCCUGCUAAGCUACAGACCAACGGUGUCACCGAGAAAGAAUUACAAGAGAGCUCUGACAAGGAGGCCAACGUCAACGAGUGGGGAGAGUUUCUACAUUUGCCAGGGCAAAAGUUCCAUGAUUUCAACAAGAUCCGAGACGAGAUUGUCAAAGAGACGGAAGCAAAAGCUGGUCGAAAUGUCGGCAUCUCCCCGGCCCCAAUCAACCUACGCAUCUACUCCCCCAACGUCCUAACUCUCACAUUGGUCGAUUUGCCUGGUUUGACAAAGGUUCCGGUCGGCGAUCAACCAAGAGAUAUCGAGCGACAGAUUCGCGAGAUGGUUCUCAAACAAAUAUCCAAGCCCAAUGCAAUCAUUCUUGCAGUCACCGCUGCCAACGUCGAUUUAGCCAAUUCCGACGGCUUGAAGCUAGCCAGGGAGGUCGAUCCCGAGGGUCAGAGAACAAUUGGUGUCUUGACAAAGAUUGAUCUCAUGGACCAAGGCACCGAUGUGGUCGACAUCUUAGCCGGCCGCAUCAUUCCCCUUCGCAUGGGCUACGUUCCUGUGGUCAACCGCGGUCAACGCGAUAUUGAGAAUAAGAAACGGAUAGAUUUGGCCCUCAAGGCGGAGAAGGAUUUCUUCGAAAACCAUCCUUCGUACAAAAACAAGGCCUCAUACUGCGGAACACCCUACCUGGCCCGCAAACUGAACUUGAUUUUGAUGAUGCACAUCAAGCAGACACUGCCCGACAUCAAGACUCGAAUUGCCAAUUCGCUGCAAAAGUAUAGCUCCGAACUCGAACAAUUAGGCGCUGGUGACUUGCUGGGCGGCAACAACAGUUCUAAUAUUAUCCUCAACAUCAUCACCGAAUUCGCCAACGAGUAUCGGACCGUCUUGGAAGGAAACAGCGCCGACCUGUCCAGCAACGAGUUGUCCGGCGGCGCCAGAAUCUCCUUUGUUUAUCACGAACUCUACUCCAAUGGUGUCAAGGCCGUCGAUCCUUUCGACCAAGUCAAAGAUAUUGACAUUCGCACUAUCCUCUACAACUCCUCCGGUUCAUCCCCUGCCCUCUUUGUUGGCACCACCGCGUUUGAGUUGAUCGUCAAACAACAAAUCCGACGUCUGGAGGAACCUUCUCUUAAGUGUGUAUCUCUCGUCUACGACGAACUCGUUCGCAUUCUUGGUCAGAUCCUCGGCAAGCAACUCUUCCGACGAUAUCCCCAACUCAAGGAGAGAUUCCAUUCCGUGGUCAUUGCAUUCUUCCGCAAAGCCAUGGAACCGACAAACAAGCUCGUCAAAGAUUUGGUGGCAAUGGAAGCAUGCUAUAUCAACACCGGCCAUCCGGAUUUCCUCAACGGGCAUCGUGCCAUGGCCAUUGUCAACGAUCGCCACAACGCCGCCAAACCCACCCAAGUUGACCCCAAGACAGGCAAGCCCUUGCCACCAUCUAUCCCCCCUCGAUCAGGGUCCCCUAGUCUUCCAGUCGACGGCUCGGAUCAGAACUCGGGCUUCUUUGGCUCGUUUUUUGCCAGCAAAAAUAAGAAAAAGAUGGCAGCAAUGGAACCACCACCAGCCACUCUGAAAGCCAGUGGAACCCUGUCUGAGCGAGAAAACCAAGAAGUCGAGGUGAUCAAACUGCUGAUCAACAGUUACUUCAACAUCACCCGACGCACCAUGAUUGACAUGGUCCCCAAGGCCAUCAUGUUGAACCUUGUCCAAUUGACCAAAGAUGAAAUGCAGCGAGAGCUCUUGGAGCAGAUGUACAGAACCCAAGAGUUUGAUGAACUUCUCAAAGAAAGCGACUAUACAGUGCGGAGACGUAAAGAGUGUCAACAGAUGGUGGAAAGCUUGUCCAAGGCGAGCGAGAUUGUCAGCCAAGUCCAGUGAAACGGUGGGAGCUGUUGAAGCGAGCGAUAGCUUACACACGCAACGAGUGCUGGCAAGGCACGGGCGCGGUAUCAAUGGUGUCUCUACGGAUUUCCGGACCCCAGCCUCGAGCGACGAGCAGCCAUGAACGAUCCGGAGGAACUGAGCUGGUGGGACGUGGACGUCCUCCUUUUCCUUUGUUCUGACCGACUUCCGCAAUUUGCACGAGACCAACAUUGUAUUCAGGCGCCUUGGAAAUUAUGAUACCAUGAUUCGCAGAGUUCAUGAGCGGUCGAUGUUGGGAUUGGUUUGGCACGGACUGACUAGAUUUGCGGAUUGUGGUGAUGAGGACACUGGAUGGUGGUAUGAUUGGGCUGGUUUGCGACAGCGAGCGAGGCGUGAUCAGGCACAAAUGUCUCGACUUUUGUAUCGUUUUGGUCAUGUUGCAGUCCCAUCAUUGCCUCACGCCAGAGUGACAAGUGCAUAGCUUGAGUAGGAUGUAUUGCCAACCGUAGACGACAAAGCGUCAAUAAUCAGAUCGCCAAGGUCCAGUUUUGAGAGAGUUGUAUAGUCGAAAUGUUGCACACGGUUGAUGCCUACUUUCUGAGAUAGCCAGAGUACUCAUGUUACAUGCAAACGUGGUAUAAACGAG